AUGGACACUGUCCCCGUGGCACAGCCCUGUUCCCGGUGUCCCCGGGAGGUGCCAGCUCACUCCCUGCCCUCUCCGUGCCCUCUCCAUCCCGCAGUUCCCCCCGGGAAGCCGCUGGCCCACGUUCCCAGCUCAGCCACGGUGGGUUCCCGGGCCGUUCUGCGCUGCUCCGAGGCCCAGGGCUCCCCCCCCCCAACCUUCCGCUGGUACAAGGACGGCUCCGAACUGCCCCAGGACCCCAAAUCCAGCCCCACCUUCCGAAACUCCUCCUACAGCCUCGACCCCCGCUCGGGGGAGCUGAUCUUCGAGCCCGUGGGGGGCUGGGACACGGGGGAUUAUCACUGCGAGGCCUCCAACAACGUGGGAUCCCCCCAGAAAUCCGACGUUUUCCGCAUGGAAGCGAGCGAGGUGAACGUGGGUGGGAUCGUGGCCGCCGUGGUGCUGCUCCUGCUGGUCCUGGGACUCGCUGCCUUCGGGGUCUGGUUCGCCCACAGCCGCGGCUACUUCAGCAAAAAAACAGAUUCCGGUGGGAAGAAGGUGAUUUACAGCCAACCCUCCAG
Molecule: messenger RNA, 557 nt
Organism: Neopelma chrysocephalum (saffron-crested tyrant-manakin)
Lineage: Eukaryota; Metazoa; Chordata; Aves; Passeriformes; Pipridae
Gene: F11R
Product: F11 receptor
Exons: 5
Biological process (GO): regulation of membrane permeability; cell adhesion; intestinal absorption
Cellular component (GO): bicellular tight junction
Source: RefSeq, a predicted model, not a curated record